UGUUUCACUCUCAACAGUUCAUCGCAAAAAACCUAAUCCCUAACAAUCCAAUCGGGCUUAGGGCAUAGCUUGAUGCUUUUAGAGCUGACUUGGAGUUGCAGAAACUUGUAGAGAGAGAAUUUCUCAGGUCUGAAAAUCUUUGAAGCUCUCCAUAUUUGAGAUGCAACUAAUUUUCAAUUUGCCAAGAAGAUGACUCUGCGUAUCUGCAGAAGUCUUACCUCAGUCGCUCUCAAAACCCCUAUUUCUUUCUCUUUCUCUCUCCUCGUCCUCUCCUACUCUACACGAAAACAACCCAAAUGCACCGCUUCAGUCGCUGAUUACUUGGUGUAUAAACACCAAUUCGCUCCUGAAACUGCCUCAAAAGUCUCCUCUGUGUUAACUUGUGUAAAAAACCCAGAAAAGUCUGAUUCUAUACUGUUCUUUCUCAAAGCGAGUGGGUUUUCGAAGACCCAUCUCGAAAAUGUUGUAGUAAAAUGGCCCAAUGUUCUCUCUGCUAAUCUUGAUCGUACCAUCAAGCCCAAAAUCCAGAUUUUCCAAGACUUGGGCUUUUCUCCGACGGAAACUGCCGAGUUAAUUUCGAUGCAUCCUUGGAUUUUGACGCGUAGCGCGGUCAAUCAGCUUGGGCCGUCCCUUUUGGUAUUGAGAAAUGUAUUUGAUUCAAGUUUAGAUGUGUCUAAGGUCUUAAAGAUUUCUGUGUGGUUUUUGAAUCAUGAUUUGGAGAAGAGUAUGAUACCCAGUAUUGCAUUGAUGAAGAGUCUUGGAAUUAAUUCUUCUCAGCUAAUGAGAUAUGUGUACAGCUUUCCGAGGUUUUUCUUGUAUAAACCGGAAAGAAUUAAGGAAUUCGUUAAGAGGGUUGAUGAAAUGGGUUUUAAUAGGAACUCCAAGAUGUUUCUCCAUGCGAUUCGAACUGUGAGCUCAAUGACAAUUAAGAAUUGGGAACUUAAAUUGGAGCUUUUUCGGAGUUUAGGGUUCUCAGAUGUUGAUAUACUAUCCGUGUUUCAGAGGAAACCUCAGAUUUUUGCCGUAUCUCAAAGGAAAAUUAAGGAUGUAACUAAGCUUCUGCUUGCCACUGGGAAAUUUGAUAUCUCAUUUAUUGUUAACCACCCAGAAUUGCUUUGUUGCAGUAUUGAAAACAGGUUAAAACCACGGCUACGAGUUGUGGAAGUUUUGGAAAAUAAGAAAUUGCUUCCAAAAAAGCCGAGUUUGACAUCGCUACACAAGAUCACUGAUGAGAAGUUCUUUGAAAAGUUUGUGCUCCCUUAUUCAAAUGAAGUUGGUGAAAUAUACAUAGCUAGAGAGUUCUCAUAGAUAAUGGAAAUGUGUGCUCUUGGUCAAUAAUCCCCAAUUUUAUCCACUUGACAGUUGACACUCUUAUUUAGGUUCCAGUGGCUUUUCAUGAAUUAACUCUUGUAAGUGCGUGUGUAGACAGACUUUUUCUGCAGGUAAUAUGAUUUUUUUCCAUUCGAUGUAUGUAAUGUACUUCACUGAGAAACUGUGAUUAGUUAUCCAGAUUGAUACUGCAUACGUGCUCUUCAGAUGAAUUGAAAUAACACCAUUUACACUCAGACAUUUCUGAUGUAUUAAUUUGCUGCUCCAGUUUUAAUUCUUGUGCACCCAGUACCCACAGCCAAUUUCAAAUAACUCCUUCCCCCCCAAAAAAAAAUUCUCUGUCGAGGCCUCUAUUUCA
This is a messenger RNA of Ilex paraguariensis (yerba mate), 1687 nucleotides long. The record is from the annotation of a GenBank genome assembly. Lineage: Eukaryota; Viridiplantae; Streptophyta; Magnoliopsida; Aquifoliales; Aquifoliaceae.